UCUUGUUUUCAGCGCUCGCCCUGUCGGUCUCCGGGAGCCCGAGGAGCCAGGACUGACUUCACGCAUCACUUGGUGCACACACCAUGCUGAUAUUGGAGAGCUGCCUCCUACCAUAACAAACCCUCUCCCUGUCCCUCCCCACAAAGGGGGCUGCAAAGCUGCAUUUCCACCGCCGCCGCCGCUGCUGUUGCUGCUGCUGCUGCAAUUUCCUAUCUAAAGCUUUUCUUUUUUUCUCUUUUGCAAAUUCUGUUCAGACUUCUUUGGGGGCGGGGGGCUUUGUUCCUUUUUUUUUUUUUUGGCCAAAAUGUCGGUCUGUAAUAUAAAAACUGAGCAAGGAACGGUGGCAUUGGGAGCUUUGCAGAAGUUUUCAGAGAAAUAACUUGACCAAGAUGUCCAGUGAUAGGCAAAGGUCAGAUGAUGAAAGUCCAAGUACCAGCAGUGGUAGUUCAGAUGCAGACCAGAGGGAUCCAGCAGCACCAGAACCUGAGGAACAAGAAGAAAGAAAACCAUCUGCCACCCAGCAGAAGAAAAACACCAAACUCUCUAGCAAAACCACUGCUAAGUUAUCCACUAGUGCUAAAAGAAUUCAGAAAGAGCUAGCUGAGAUAACCCUUGAUCCACCUCCGAACUGCAGUGCUGGGCCUAAAGGAGAUAACAUUUAUGAAUGGAGAUCAACUAUACUUGGACCACCAGGUUCUGUAUAUGAAGGUGGUGUGUUUUUUCUGGAUAUCACAUUUUCAUCAGAUUAUCCAUUUAAGCCACCAAAGGUUACUUUCCGUACCAGAAUUUAUCACUGCAACAUCAACAGUCAGGGAGUCAUCUGUCUGGAUAUCCUUAAAGACAACUGGAGCCCUGCUCUGACUAUUUCAAAGGUUUUGCUGUCUAUUUGUUCCCUCUUGACAGAUUGCAACCCUGCUGAUCCUCUGGUUGGAAGCAUAGCCACUCAGUAUUUGACCAACAGAGCAGAACAUGACAGGAUAGCCAGACAGUGGACCAAGAGAUAUGCAACAUAAACGGCGUCUUUUUUGCACAGUGCGAAGAAGCAGGAGGCCUCUUUACACUGUGCAGCAAAUCUUUAUAGCCUUUACAAUACGGACUUCUGUGUAUAUGUUAUACUGAUUCUACUCUCUGCUUUUAUCCUUUGAAGACUGGGAGACUGCCCAAAAAGGUAAAUGCUAUCACGAGUAGAACUUUGUAGCUGUAGAUUAGUUAUGUUUAAAAUGCCUACUUGCAAGUCUUGCUUCUUUGGGAUAUCAAAAUGUAUUUUGUGAUGUACUAAGGAUACUGUUCCUGAAGUCUACCAAAUAUUAUAGUGCAUUUUAGCCUAAUUCAUAAUCUGUAUGAAGUUAUUAAAGUAGCUUGUAGAUGACUAGAAAUUAUGUCAUUUGUAUUAAACCCAGAUCGAUUUCCAAUUAUGUGGUACAUGCUGUUGUGGAAAAUGUUUUACCUUUUACCUUUGUCAGUUUGUAAUGAAAGGAUUUCCUUUUACCCUUUGUAGCUCAGAGAGCGAGCACCUAAUGUAUCAUCUCAAACACAAUAAACAUGUUCCCGGAGGUGUA
This is a messenger RNA of Dromiciops gliroides (monito del monte), 1559 nucleotides long. It is a transcript of the gene UBE2E3, whose product is annotated as ubiquitin conjugating enzyme E2 E3. Gene Ontology annotation, cellular component: nucleus. Lineage: Eukaryota; Metazoa; Chordata; Mammalia; Microbiotheria; Microbiotheriidae. The transcript has 6 exons. Gene Ontology annotation, biological process: protein polyubiquitination. Gene Ontology annotation, molecular function: ubiquitin conjugating enzyme activity. The record is from RefSeq and is a predicted model, not a curated record. The coding region runs from base 390 to 1013 and encodes 207 amino acids.